AUACUGCCUUCCUCUACUGAUCCAUUAAACCCGUCCCCAUGUCGGCCAGAACUACCCCUAUCAAUGUCAAGGUAGUUGCUGCCGAGUCGCUCUACAAACGGGACGUGUUUCGGCAACCCGAUCCCUUCGCUGUUAUCACUGUAGAUGGAUCGCAGACGAAAACAACCAAGACCGCCAAAAAGACCCUCAACCCCUACUGGAACGAAUCAUUCAACUUCACCGCACUUGAAGACUCCAUCCUUGUUAUCCAGGUGUUUGACCAGAAAAAGUUCAAGAAGAAAGACCAGGGCUUCCUUGGAGUAGUCAAUGUUCGUAUCGGCGAUGUCAUUGAUCUCCUGUUGUCCAAUUCAGAAGAAACAAUCACCAGAGACCUUAAGAAGUCCAAUGAGAACUUGGCCGUGUCCGGCAAAAUCAUCGUCGUUAUCUCCCACUCUCGAUCCGCUGCCGGCUCUUCCGCAACCAACGCUUCGACAUCCUCUAGAAACAAUACUGGAUCCAACGGCUCGUCUGCUGGUGCCCCUAUUUCCACUGCUAACGGUGAAUCUGCAGGCUCUGGCUCUGCCAACAGACAGUACUCGUCCUUUGAAGACCAGUACGGAAGGUUGCCUCCAGGAUGGGAACGUAGAACCGACAACUUUGGCAGAACCUACUAUGUUGACCAUAAUUCCAGAACAACAACCUGGCAGAGACCAACGUUGGAACAGACGGAGUCCGAAAGAGGCCAACAGAGACAAUCUACAACAGAAGCAGAAAGAAGACAACAUCGUGGAAGAACUCUACCAGGAGAAACCCCCCAGUCUCCAGACAUCACCAACGCUUCCAGUACCGUAACUAGCGGCAAUGUAACCGUAAAUGCAACCGGGGCUAACACCCCUGUAAGCCCUGCUGCUGCCGUAUCCAUGGCUGCUACUGGCGCUACCACAUCUGGUUUGGGCGAGUUGCCCAGUGGUUGGGAACAACGUUUCACGAACGAAGGCAGACCAUACUUUGUAGAUCACAACACAAGAACCACCACCUGGGUCGACCCCAGAAGACAGCAAUAUAUCCGUACUUUUGGACCUAAUACCACUAUUCAACAGCAGCCAGUUAGUCAGUUAGGUCCUUUGCCUUCUGGUUGGGAAAUGAGAUUGACCAACACGGCUAGAGUGUAUUUCGUUGAUCACAACACCAAGACGACUACAUGGGACGAUCCUAGGUUACCUUCAUCCUUAGAUCAGAACGUUCCUCAGUAUAAACGUGAUUUCAGAAGAAAGGUUAUCUACUUCAGAUCGCAGCCAGCUCUUAGAAUCUUGCCAGGACAGUGUCAUAUCAAGGUUAGAAGAGAUCAUAUAUUCGAGGAUUCCUACCAAGAGAUUAUGAGACAGACUCCAGAAGAUUUGAAAAAGAGAUUGAUGAUCAAGUUCGAUGGAGAAGAAGGUCUUGAUUAUGGUGGAGUUUCUCGUGAGUUCUUCUUCUUGUUGUCGCACGACAUGUUCAACCCCUUCUACUGUUUGUUCGAAUACUCCUCGCAUGAUAACUACACUUUGCAAAUUAACCCUAACUCAGCUAUUAAUCCUGAACAUUUGAACUACUUCAAGUUUAUUGGUAGAGUUGUUGGCUUAGGUGUCUUCCACAGACGUUUCUUGGACGCUUUCUUUGUCGGAGCCUUAUACAAGAUGAUGUUGCACAAGAAGGUCAUCUUGCAAGACAUGGAAGGUGUUGACGCAGAGUUCUACAGGUCCUUAAAGUGGAUCCUAGACAACGAUAUCACCGAUGUCUUAGACUUGACGUUCAGUGCAGAGGAUGAGAGAUUUGGUGAAAUCGUAGAAGUAGACUUGAAACCCGGUGGAAGAGACAUUGAAGUCACCGAAGAAAAUAAGCACGAGUACGUGGAAUUCAUUUCGGAAUGGAAGAUUUCCAAGAGAGUCGAAGAGCAGUUUAAGGCAUUCAUUGAUGGUUUCAACGAGUUGAUUCCUCAAGAAUUAGUCAACGUUUUUGACGAAAGAGAAUUGGAAUUGUUGAUUGGUGGUUUGGCUGAGAUUGACGUUGAAGAUUGGAAGAAGCAUACUGAUUAUAGAGGAUACCAAGAAAGCGACCAAGUAAUUCAAUGGUUCUGGAAAUGCAUUAAGGAAUGGGAUUCUGAACAGAAAGCAAGAUUAUUGCAGUUCACUACCGGUACCUCAAGAAUCCCUGUCAAUGGUUUCAAGGACUUGCAAGGUAGUGACGGUCCUAGAAGAUUCACAAUUGAAAAGGCUGGUGAACCUAAUCAAUUACCGAAGUCGCAUACAUGUUUCAACAGAGUUGAUUUACCUCCAUACAAUGACUACGAGAGUUUGAAGCAGAAAUUGACGUUGGCUGUGGAAGAAACCGUUGGAUUUGGACAAGAAUAAUUGUGGUGCAUAUGUAUAUCGUCAUUUCUAGGCAAUAAUUUCUCCUCUUUCUCAUUUAUCGAUCUUUUCUUGUUCUUUUCAUAUGUGAUUACUCCAGACAUGGCAAGAGCAUUGGUAAUUUCGAAACGAUUUGUGCACUAUGGCUAUGCCAAGGGACAUACUUACAGAUAACGAUGUAUGCACAUAUUCCAUAUACAUAGUUCAAUUCUAGUAUCUACUCAGCCAACACAACCAGCACCAGGAACAGGAUCAAAUACAUUGUUGGUUGAUUCUCAUCUUCGGAAAUCUAUUGCACUACACUUUACGGGAAAACACUACUGUUUGGUCAUAUUGUCCUGAUUUCUUUUUUUUGUUUGCUUUUAUAUAUUCUACUUCAUUUUCUUGAGUAAUUGAAUUUAAUAGUUCAGUUUUUUUACA
Molecule: messenger RNA, 2786 nt
Organism: Scheffersomyces stipitis CBS 6054
Lineage: Eukaryota; Fungi; Ascomycota; Pichiomycetes; Serinales; Debaryomycetaceae
Gene: RSP5
Product: NEDD4 family E3 ubiquitin-protein ligase
Exons: 2
Coding region: 39-2369 (776 amino acids)
Biological process (GO): ubiquitin-dependent protein catabolic process
Molecular function (GO): ubiquitin protein ligase activity; protein binding
Source: RefSeq, a predicted model, not a curated record